Condylura cristata (star-nosed mole) is the source of this 1235-nucleotide messenger RNA. RefSeq names its product HLA class II histocompatibility antigen, DQ alpha 2 chain-like. Gene Ontology annotation, molecular function: MHC class II protein complex binding. Gene Ontology annotation, cellular component: MHC class II protein complex; membrane. The transcript has 5 exons. Bases 15 to 782 code for a protein of 255 amino acids. Gene Ontology annotation, biological process: antigen processing and presentation of exogenous peptide antigen via MHC class II; positive regulation of T cell activation; immune response. The record is from RefSeq and is a predicted model, not a curated record. Lineage: Eukaryota; Metazoa; Chordata; Mammalia; Eulipotyphla; Talpidae.
CGCAUUGGGAAAAGAUGGUUCUACACAGAAUUCUGUUACUGGUGACCCUCACCCUCACCACCAUGGUCAACUUGUAUGGAGGUGAAGACAUUGUGGCUGACCAUGUUGCCACCUAUGGUGCACUAUUCUAUCAGUCUUACGGUUCCUCUGGCCAGUACACCUUUGAAUUUGAUGGAGAUGAGGAGUUCUACGUAGACCUGCAGAAGAAGGAGACUAUCUGGAGGCUGCCAGGGCUUAGCAAAUUUGGAGAUUUUGACCCACAGGGUGGACUGACAGAAAUUGCUACAGGAAAAUAUAACCUGGACAUCUUUAUUAAAAGUCCGGACUAUACCCCUGCUACCAAUGAUGUCCCUGAGGUGACUGUGUUCACCAAGUCUCCUGUGACACCGACUCAACCCAACACCCUCAUCUGUCUUGUGGACAACAUCUUCCCUCCCGUGAUCAACAUCACAUGGUUGGUCAACGGGCACUCAGUCACAGAGGGUGUAUCUGAGACUAGCUUCCUCACCAAAAUUGAUCAUGCCUUUCUCAAGAUCAGUUACCUCACUUUCAUCCCUUCUGAUGAUGAUGUUUAUGACUGCAAGGUGGAGCACUGGGGCCUGGAGGAGCCACUCCUGAAGCACUGGGAACUUGAAAUUCCAGCCCCCAUGUCAGAACUGACAGAGACUGUGGUCUGCGCCCUGGGGUUGACUGUGGGCCUUGUGGGCAUCAUGGUGGGAACCAUCUUCAUCAUCCAAGGUCUGCGCUCAAAUGGUGCCCCCAGACAACAAGGGCCCUUGUGAAUUGAACCUUCGAAGGCAGGUUUAUUUACCUACAAAAAAAAGAAAAGUGGAUGUGCCAGAUGUCUUGUCCAGUUCAUUACAUUCCUUCUGUUCUUCAUUGUUCUUCCUUUUACCUCUUUUCUGGGACUUAAGGUACUAUGUCCCUUGAUAAUCCACAUACUCUUUGGAAUUCUCUUCUGACUGCUUGAUUUUUUUUUCUGUUCUUUAUUGUUAUCUACAAUGGUAAUCUCCCGAAUAUUCCACCCAGUUACUUAAUCUCUAGUGACUCUGAUCUCAAUGAAGCAAUAAAUUUUCCUUUUAAUGAAUUUUUUCCCAUUUAUCAUGGAACCAUGACUACUUAUGCUUUUGGUCCAUUUAAUGUUUAUCAAAAAGUGAAAGCCCGGCUCUCCCUGGUGGUGCAACCAGUUAAAAAACCGCACUGUGAAGCUCUCCAAAGCCACUGCAGCACGAGUU